Messenger RNA from Branchiostoma belcheri (Belcher's lancelet), 2350 nucleotides. Its product is annotated as farnesyl pyrophosphate synthase-like. Bases 203 to 1480 code for a protein of 425 amino acids. Lineage: Eukaryota; Metazoa; Chordata; Leptocardii; Amphioxiformes; Branchiostomatidae. Gene Ontology annotation, cellular component: cytoplasm. The record is from RefSeq and is a predicted model, not a curated record. Gene Ontology annotation, molecular function: (2E,6E)-farnesyl diphosphate synthase activity; dimethylallyltranstransferase activity. The transcript is spliced from 11 exons. Gene Ontology annotation, biological process: trans, trans-farnesyl diphosphate biosynthetic process.
UUGACGUUCGAGCGCAUGCGCGAGAAAAAAAAUCUCCCGCCAUGCAGCGUUCGAUGUCAGGUCAAAGUUCACAAACAUGGAGCUGAGGUCAAACCGUAAAAACGCGUGGCCAAGAUUAUGACGACUUUCUCAACGAUUUGACGGCAGCUAGCUCGACUCCUGGCGGCAAAAAUUACCGAGAUGGGAAGAUGAUAGAGGCUAGAUGCACUCUGCGGUCGCUGUGAGUUUUCUGGGCAGGCGAUUGGUCGGGAGGCUGAUGGUACGAUGGGCCGGACCAAUCAGACGCGGGGGUGGCACGCGCGAAACAUCACCUCAUCCAGCUGGAGAUCAAACGUGCCGACACUUCAGCAGGAGGAAGAAGAACUUCAAGUCGCAGAUCUGGCAGCAACAGGGACCACAGGUAGACAUGGGGGACAGCAGUAAUAAGAAGUUAAAGAUGGCGAGUCACGACGCGGACAUCGAGAGGUUUGACCAGGCGUUCCAUCAGCUUGUGACGGAACUGAUCGACGAAGACGCGAAAAACCCGGAGAUCAGUGACGCCAUGGUCAGGUUCAGACAGGUGUUAGAGUACAACUGUCCAGGUGGGAAGAGGAACAGAGGUCUGAGUGUCAUCACGUCUUACAGGUAUCUCGUCAACAGUGAUCAGCUGACUGAAGAGAACAUUCACAGAGCCAUGGUGGUCGGCUGGUGUAUUGAAUGGCUACAGGCUUUCUUCCUGGUUCUGGAUGACAUCAUGGACCAGUCCCAGACCAGGAGAGGACAGCCCUGCUGGUACAGAGUCGAAGAGGUUGGGAAUAUGGCCAUUAACGACGCCUGCUACAUCGAGUCCUGCAUCUACAAACUGCUGCGGAGGUUCUGCCGAGACCAGCCGUACUACGUGGACCUGCUGGAGCUGUUCCAAGGGACGACGUACAAGACGAUAGUGGGUCAGUCUCUGGACCUGAUCACAUCCCCCGACGGGAAAGUCAACCUCAGUAACUUCACAGAGGAGAGGUACAAUGCAAUAGUGAAGUACAAGACUGCCUUUUACUCCUUCCACCUGCCAGUGGCGGCUGCUAUGUACAUGGCUGGUAUCACCAGUAAGGAGUCCCACGAAAAUGCCAAGACAAUUCUUCUAGAGAUGGGCCGCUUCUUCCAGAUACAGGAUGAUUACCUGGACUGUUACGGAGACCCGGCGGUGACAGGGAAGGUCGGUACCGAUGUGGAGGAGAACAAGUGCAGCUGGCUGGUUGUGCAGGCACUCAGGCUGGUCAACAACGGGCAGCUCACACUUCUGCAGGAAAACUAUGGUCAGAAUGACCCGACGAAGGUUGCAGCGGUGAAGCAGCUGUAUGGGGAGCUGUGCCUGCAGGACGAGUUCUGGAAGUUCGAGGAGAGCAGCUACACACAGCUCAUGACUCUCAUCAACUCCUCUCACCAGGAUCUGCCAAAGGAAAUGUUCGUCGCCUUCGCACAGAAGAUUUACAAGAGAAAGAAAUAACAGUCUCCUUAAAGAUUAAGAGAAAAAUGACAGAUUUUAGUGCAUGGGAUUCAGAGGAUGGGAUUCAGUCUAUAUUCAGUAGAUCAGUUACACUCAGCCGGUGAUGCUUGUCAAUUUUCUCUCAGCAAAACCUGCCUAAGGAAAUGUUCGUCGCCUUCGCACAGAAGAAUUACAAGAGACAGAAAUAACACUACUUAAAGAUUAAGAGAAAAAAUUAUGGCAUUUUAUUAGAUGGGAUUCAGUCUAUUUUCUAUAUUGAGCAGAGCAGUUACACUCAGCUGAUGCAACUAACUCUUCUCAACUUCUUACCCGAAGAAAUGUUUGUUGCGUUUGCUCAGAAGAAUUAUAUGCAACAGAAAUAAGUCUUAUUCUUGCUCCAUAAAGAUUCUGAGAAAAAUUUAUGACACAUUUUAUCGGAUGGGGUUGAUUCUAUGUUACCACUGCAAGGCCCAGACCUUUUGACAAGCUACACGCAAGAGCAAAGUAUGCUGUGAAAAAGGUGGCAAAAGACGCACAAAGUGAGGAAAGUAGAAAAGACUAGUAGCUGAUGGAAGUAGAUUUUCGGAUUCAACAACAACGACAUGACAGUCACUGUAUACUGGGUGUUGUAAAUGUAUUUAAGACAGCCUCCAGAAGUGAAGUCAGAAAGUAGAGAUCUUGAUAUUAAAAGCAACAUUCUGUAUUGAUGUAGAUGUCAUGGGUAAUUCAGCGUAACUUUGAUGUUAUGUAAUUAAGUUAUGAUUAUAACAGUUUUUAUCUGUAUGAACAGACAAGCCAGCAAGAUAAGUGUACAGUAUGUGUAUGUACAAAUGCUGUAUUGGGUGUCUGCAAAUUAUUCAAUGCAAAGCUAAUUAAAGGGAAUGAUAGAUA